AUGUUCAGCUUCAACAUUGCCUUCACUCAAUCCGUGAAUCCCCCAGAUCAGAACGUCGUUCUCAAUGAGACAGAACUUUGGUAUGGGAUUCGACGGGGAGGCCGCAACCCCCACGACUUUGCACCGUAUGUAGCCUCUUGUGAGGUUUUAGCAGGUACCAAGAACGAAUUUCGUCGUAAGCUCACCCUUGCCGAUGGUGCGGUCCAUACAGCGGCUGGUGAGGAUCUGAUCCAGGAUGUUAUCAUCGCCCCACCGCUUCAUGUUCAAGCAAAAACAGUCUCAACGGGCGCCACAAGUACCUUCCUACUGUCUCAUGGCACAACUUGGCAACAGGACGGUGAGCGACCUGUACUUUUCCUGACAGCCAUGUAUGAACUCAAACUCGACAACGUUGAGCCUGGAACACAGGCUGCUAAGGAUAUAGAGGUCAAUUAUACAGCUCUGGCUAGAGGAGCCUGCGAGAACGCUGUCAAAGAUAUUCGCAAGUGGAAGACUGAAGGAAAGCUAGCCGCCUGGCAGAAAGAAGACGAAGAAGAUGGGGCGGGUGGGCCUUAG
Molecule: messenger RNA, 555 nt
Organism: Fusarium fujikuroi IMI 58289
Lineage: Eukaryota; Fungi; Ascomycota; Sordariomycetes; Hypocreales; Nectriaceae
Exons: 2
Coding region: 1-555 (184 amino acids)
Source: RefSeq, a predicted model, not a curated record